Messenger RNA from Colletotrichum lupini, 1533 nucleotides. RefSeq lists its product as uncharacterized. The record is from RefSeq and is a predicted model, not a curated record. The coding region runs from base 1 to 1533 and encodes 510 amino acids. Lineage: Eukaryota; Fungi; Ascomycota; Sordariomycetes; Glomerellales; Glomerellaceae. The transcript has 3 exons.
AUGUCUACCCGACGGAGCAACGACUUCCCAGUCUCGCCGAUUCUUCCGGAGGAGACAUCCUACGCGGAUCCAGAACAACAUACACCAGAGAGGAAUCUAGAACGGCCUGCCGGGGCUGAACCGGGCGUUUCCGAAACCGUCGUGUCACCCUCUUCUCCACUCAGUGACCGAAAUCAUGAGGAGGGGUCUAGACCAGUUGCGACCGAAGACAAGACACCUGAGAGCAGCCCGUCCAACUUUCGCAAAAACAAUAAAACCGCAGUGUCUAUAAUCCUUGUCUCAACUUUGUUUCCAAUCCUCUUCGCUUCCGUCGUCGGUCGGUUGAUGUUCGAAUCCGCGCGAUGGAAGCUAGAAAAGGGAGGGAGCUUGGGCUCUCUGGAGCAGCUCAUGGGAAGCAGAACGGUCGGGUCUACCCUCUGGACUGUUAUUCAGUUCCGGACAGUAAACCUACUAGCAGCGGCGUUAGUGCUUGUCUGGGCAUUUUCGCCUCUUGGGGCACAAGCGAUCCUGCGCAUGUUGAAUUCCCGCAGCCGCACUGACAGCCGUUCCGUGACCAUCGCCUCUUUCGACAACCUGUCUCGUUCUUGGUUUGCUUCGAUGGUAUCAGUUGGUGGCGUCAGUGGCGGUCAGAACCGAGGUUUACUCGAAGAUAUCGCGAAUAUUUACACUAUCGUCAUCAUGGAACCACGGAGCAACAAGCUCGACGCAGUGGAUUUAUGGGGGAAUGUGAAAAUCCCUAUGAUGGACUCAGAUGCUACCGAUGGAUGGAACAAGGUAGCCGGCGAUGUCAACAAGAUCCAGUAUUCAUCCUUAGUUGGGAUCCCCGUCAGUUACGACAAUCUUGGAGACGCAACAUUCUCGCUCGAGUCUAGUUACCUUGAUCUUGAAUGCCCAGAGGCCGACCGCUUUCUCGGGGGAGAACUCAGGUAUGCACCAAAAUGGUCAAAUGUUACAGACGUGUUUAUCAGUCCCACGACGGGGUCGAAUAACCCCAGGACAGACAAAUACCCCAACGGAACGUGGCACGGGUAUGACCACCGCAGGAACACCAGUGACUCGGGAUAUCCCCAAUGGGGCAUCGCAGUGGACAGGUUCGUCGAUCGUUUCUGGUUUGACGACGAGUCGCCGCGGCCGGAGAGCUACGACAACCCGUACCUAGACUGUCCGAUCGUGUUUACCAACGAAACAGGCAUGGACUUCAGUCCCACAAAGCUCCUCCUUCGGCUAUCCCUGAGGGCCAGCUCGAUCCAAUACUGGAUGAUGGACGAAAUUGAAAUCACAUGCCACAUGAGUCAGAAAUAUGUCGAGUCUCGCAUUAGCUGCUCAAACGAAAAUGACAAACAUCGAUGCAAGGUGGUCGAACAGCGACGGUCCGAGAAGCGGCAUUCUCCAGAAAGCAUAUCGCACCUGUCAUUUCCACGAGCCUUCAACUACAUUGCUAGAGACUUACCUGCCGCGACGGGCAAGCAGCUCGCCGAUGCAACCGACCCCUCUGUAUUCUAUCUUGCACACCCGAUUCGGGCCACGGCUUAG